Colias croceus (clouded yellow) is the source of this 1708-nucleotide messenger RNA. RefSeq lists its product as uncharacterized. NCBI's taxonomy places the organism in Eukaryota, Metazoa, Arthropoda, Insecta, Lepidoptera, Pieridae. The record is from RefSeq and is a predicted model, not a curated record. Gene Ontology annotation, cellular component: motile cilium. The coding region runs from base 206 to 1669 and encodes 487 amino acids. Gene Ontology annotation, biological process: cilium assembly. The transcript has 12 exons.
ACACCUUCUUUGUAAGUUCGCUGAAAUCACUGAAAUAAAGGAUAUUUCGUCAGAAAAUCUCUUUACGUCACACGUCUUUACCCCCCUGAAGUCUGACAGUGUUAUCCAACGGCCAAAAAAUUUCCGUCACUUUACGAUCUCAGCUAACAAUAAUCAAUUGACCAAUAUUUAUUUUUGCUUAGGUAUAUUAAUUACAAAUAUUUCAAUGACUUACAAUAAUUUAGUCCUUGUAGGAAAUUGGAGUGAAGAAAGAUUGAAAAAUGAAUAUGAAUUCAAGAUAUUUUUGCGGAAAAGAGAUAGAAAAGAGUUAUUGCUUCAACGAUCACGGACAUUAUUCAGCAACUUAUUAAAAGAGAGACCACUAGCAAUUAGUGGCACUUUUGUACUCUUCGGAUAUAAUGUUCAGGUCGUCGCAUCCGAUAUGCCAGCUAAACAAAGCGGAGGGAAGCCACAAUAUGGUUUAGCGCUUUCUAGUCUGGUUAGCGAAAGGCAAGUGGAUUUUAUGCAAAACAUAAACGAUGGAUGCCUAAUGACUCUUUCUCCUAUCACCACACCUUGUUGCCGGAAUACUUUUGUUAUACUAAGUGCCAAAGAUGAAAGUAUUCACGGUAUAAAGAUGAACUAUGGCGAUGAAUUUCUAUUACGAGCAGAAAAUUACGGUGAUCCACAAGCGGCUCCAUUAUACGUUCGUUAUACACCAGAGGGUGUGCCAGGUCCGUCAGAUAGAAUGCCAAUACGACUGAGCGCUACAAAGGAUUCAAAUUGCCGAUGGACCACUAUGCCGUUGCUAGCAAAAGAUAGACUUGAAGGUCUAGGGAGUCCUAUAAAGACAGGAGCCAAACUCAUCAUAAAAAAUUGUGUGGCUGAUAAAAGUUUAUGUGUGAUGAAUCAAAAUUGGAUGCAAACUUUUUUCGGUCCUUACAAGCUAAACAAAUUUCUCGAACAAAUGAAAUCAGGGAAUUUAAUGUUGGCGCGGUUCCGCAAAAUGACUGAAAACCUUAACAAGCCCACUGUAUUGACUCAAUCGUCGGGAAGUAUCAGUUUUGGAGCGAAAAUUGCCCUCCUCGCUCCCCACGUGCCAGCCUCGGAUCCUCCUGUAGAGGACAAAAAGGGAUUAUUACUAGGAGGACGCUUGUCUUCCACUGAAAUAAACUAUUCACAAGAUCUCGAAGACGGAUGUGCAGUUGUGGGACUGUGUGACUUGCAGCCCACUGAAAGGAAUACAUUCAUCAUAACAAGUGCCGACUAUUGCAACCGCGAAGGAGAACAACUCAAGUAUAAUCAAGAGUUCCUUCUUGCUCUAUCCUCUUCCGUAGCUAAAAACAAGCCACUUUACCUUAGAUACGACCCCAACCCAAUUCCGGGGUUGUGCGGGAUGUACCCUUUGUAUCUCAGCAAGCAUUACGUCUCCAACACUAGAUGGCGCGUCCUACCCGUUCAGAGUCCUAAUAUUACCAGAUUCGAACAGGAGGGAAACCCAGUUCAAGUGAAUACGGACAUUAUAAUCAACCAUUGUGCCACUAAUGUUAAUUUGGGAUUAAAUGUCGGUUGCUGGGCUAUGGGGUUUUAUGGCAAAGUUUGCGCGCCUUUAAUGAAGACCUGUUUAGACGUUUAUGGUAAAGAGUUACCAAAUAAUAUUUGGCAAAUUUAUGUACCAAUAGCAAGUUGAUGGUGAACUUAAGAAAUCUCGUAAUAACAACAAUCACAU